This is a messenger RNA of Mangifera indica (mango), 1405 nucleotides long. Its product is annotated as DDRGK domain-containing protein 1. The record is from RefSeq and is a predicted model, not a curated record. The transcript is spliced from 9 exons. NCBI's taxonomy places the organism in Eukaryota, Viridiplantae, Streptophyta, Magnoliopsida, Sapindales, Anacardiaceae. Bases 155 to 1042 code for a protein of 295 amino acids.
UGAUAAUUGUUUUCCCUUAAUUAAAGUUUGACCUUCUUUAACUAAAAAAUGUUUCAGCUGAGCUCGGUUCGAAGAUAAUCUUUCGGACUUGAGGGAAAAACUCCUGGUCUUCAAGAGAUCACUAGCACGUCGCCGUUUAACUCAAGAGUGAAAGAUGGACGAAUUGUUAGUUGCGAUUGUGUCUAUGCUGCUUGUUCUUGCUUUAAUUCCUUUGUAUUUGUGGAAACGCCGCUCAAUUUCUGGAGAAGAGCGACAACAAGAGGAGGUUCCCCAGAGGGAAACUGUGGUACGUGCAACUGGUGCUCGUCGAAUGCGUAGAAGACCUGCUGCUGGUGCUAGCACAUCAUCAGCUAGAGCUGCAGCUGUAGAAGAAACUGUUCAGGGAAGUGAUGAUGAAGCUGUAGAGGAUGAAAAUUAUGAGGCCAAAGCAUCAACAAAGAAGGAGAGGAAACGGCAAGAGCGAGAAGCACAAAGACAGGCUGAAGAAGCUGCACGCGAGUCAAGGAAGUUAAAGCAAGACCGCUAUGCAGAAAUGCGAAGGAGGAAGGAUGAGGAGCAUGAAGCACAGGAGCAUGCAUUGGAAGAAGAAGCCAAGGCUCAGAAAGCCAGGGAGGAGGAAGCAGCUACAUUAGAGUUUGAGAAAUGGAAAGGAGAAUUUUCAGUUGAUGCUGAAGGAACUACAGAAAACGAAUUGCAAGAUGGCAAACAGGACUUGCUUUCUGACUUUGUUGAGUACAUAAAGAAACACAAAUGUGUUCCUUUAGAAGAUCUUGCUGCUGAAUUUAAGUUACGAACCCAGGAAUGUAUCAAUAGGAUUACUUCACUGGAAAGCGAGGGGCGGCUUUCUGGUGUGAUGGAUGAUAGAGGUAAAUACAUAUACAUCUCACUGGAAGAGAUGAAAGCUGUUGCAGAUUACAUCAAGCGUCAGGGAAGGGUUAGCAUCUCUCACCUAGCUAGUAAGUCCAACCAAUUCAUUGAUUUGGAGUCAAAAGCAGAGUUUGUUGAGGACCUGAGCAGUGUGGAGGAGAUUACUGUUGCUUGACUUGAUGUACUCUCUUACUUCUGUCGAAAAACAAAGAGGCAGUGAAGAUAUGGCAGGAUAAGAUUUUGGCCUGAGUCUGAUGAUGCACUACAAAAAUUAGGAUCAUUGGGGCAAAAACUAUUUUUGAAGAUUUACAAUAGUGUUGUUUGAGCAUUGUAUAAUGCAUGUGAUUAACAAGAAAUUAGAUCCAGGAGCAGAGCUUGAUUAGUAUGUAUGCUGAAUGUAACGUGAAUACUUGUGAGGGUAUAUAAUUUCUUCUUCCUUCAAAUGUAUUAGAAUAUGAUCUGGAGGUAACUUUUGGGAACAUGUAACAUGGAAACAUUAGUGGUUUAUUUCGCAAUAUAGAUGUUUGAUUCAAAAACA